AUGACAUUUAGAUGGAAAGCCACGACACUCGUUGCCGCGAUUUUUCUUCUAUUUCUUGUUUACCAAAGACCGGCGCUUAAACGCUUCCAGGAAUCAUAUGAUCGGACUCAACCCAUUGUUGAAUCAACUCCGGAUGAGAAAGGAAAUAAAUUUCGAUGGUCGGAGGUCCCACACAGUUUUCCUGUUACCGAUUUCAUACCUCUCCCAACAAAUCCCAUCGCAACCAUACCGAGAAUCCAACACCAAUUUGAGAAAGAAACACAAGCAGAAAAAGCUGUGAGACUGAGUAGGCUUGAAGCUGUCAAAGACAACUUUACACAUGCCUGGAAUGGCUAUACAAGCCAUGCAUGGCUGAAAGAUGAGGUAAUGCCUCUUUCAGGUGGAUCAAUGGAUCCGUUCGGUGGAUGGGCCGCGAGCUUGGUCGACACUCUCGAUACUCUCUGGAUUAUGGGCAUGCAUUCGGAAUUCAAAGUAGCCGUCGAAGCGAUUCAAACGAUUGACUUCAGUACUUGUGCCCUUGACCAAAUCAAUGUUUUCGAAACCACUAUUCGAUACUUAGGUGGCUUCCUCUCCGCUUAUGAAUUAAGUGGUGAGAAGUUCCCAGUUCUACUCCAAAAAGCGACGGAGAUGGGAGAGAUGCUGUACAAGUCAUUUGAUACACCCAAUCACUUACCCAUCCUUCGAUGGUACUAUCACGUUGCUGCCACCGGAGCCAAACAAGAGGCUGAAGACAAUGUUCUCGAGUCUGAAAUUGGCUCUUUAACACUGGAGUUUACACGCCUUGGCCAGAUUACAGGUGAUCCACGAUAUUACGAUGCUGUGCAACGUAUCAUGAAUGUUUUUGACGAGCAGCAAGCGUCAUCAAAGUUGCCAGGAAUGUGGCCAGUGGUCGUAAAUGCGAAAGACAAAAAGUUUACGGACUAUGGGGGAUUUACUAUUGGUGGUAUGGCCGAUUCAUUAUAUGAAUACUUACCAAAGCAACAUUUAUUACUUGGGGGCGCUACUCAGCAAUAUCGAAGAAUGUAUGAGUUUGCAAUUAUCGCGAUGAAACGCAAUAUAUUCUACCGGCCGAUGACCAAGAAUGGUGAGGAUGUUCGCUUGCCAGGUAAUGUAGAUAGUGAUGGUAAGACACCGGUUACCGAACUAGAAACUCAGGGUGAAGCACAGCAUCUGGGAUGUUUUGCAGGAGGGAUGGUUGCCAUCGGUGCCAAGAUAUUCGAGAACGAAAAAGACUUGGAAUUGGCAAGGAAGCUAACUGAAGGAUGUCUCUGGGCUUAUGAAAACAUGCCACUUGGAAUUAUGCCUGAGAAGAUGCACACCGUUCCAUGCGAGAACGAAACCCACUGUCCCUGGGACGAACAAAAGUGGCUCCAGGGCAUUGACAAAGACACUGAAGGCAACGAAACUGUACAACAAAAGAUACAACAGCACCGACUCAUACCCGGAGUUACCAAACCUGAGGCAAUCGAGUCUGUUUUUAUAUUAUAUCGCAUCACUGGUGACCCCAAAUUGAGAGAACGGGCUUGGACCAUGUUCAAUAAUAUUAUCAAGCAUACAAUCACCGAUAUUGCGCAUGCUGCUCUCGACGAUUGCACCGUCUCAGAAAACCCCCCUAAGGCUGAUAGAAUGGAGUCUUUCUGGAUGGCUGAAACUCUUAAAUAUUUCUACCUUAUCUUUGCUGAUCCGGAUCUGAUCAGCUUGGAUGAAUACGUGCUCAAUACGGAAGCACACCCUCUAAGACGGCCUAAAUAG
Messenger RNA from Sclerotinia borealis F-4128, 1752 nucleotides. The record is from the annotation of a GenBank genome assembly. Lineage: Eukaryota; Fungi; Ascomycota; Leotiomycetes; Helotiales; Sclerotiniaceae.